GGAGACGGGAAGGGGAAAGUUAUCGUCGUCAACCCUGUCAAUUGAUAAUGGGCUCAAAUAGCAUCCGCCAUUGAAGGGGAUCCUCGAUGACUCGACGGGCAUUCAAUCUUGGGCUUCCUUUCUCUUUUCACCGACAGAUAUACAGGCCACUGCCCGGGAUUGCAGCUCAGUGUUGGCCGAUCAUACGGGAGAGCAACUGAAGAAAUCCUCCAGGAAAGACGCAAGAAGCUUGGUCUCGAGUCAAACAUGACCGUACCAGAAUCGGAGGGGGAAGAAAGCGAGGCGAAAGGACUGCAUUCGACCAUGCUCGACCUGGAAAUGGGAUCCAGGCCUGUCUCUGCGUCCGGCAUCCGCCCUGCAAUACUCGGCUUCACGGGAUUCAUCCCGGGGCUGAAUUUCCGCCAUGGUGAGACAUACGGGAAAGCGGCAAACAACUGCCUGAAAGAGCUCUUCAACCGAGCCCAACAACGACUGCGAGCACAAGAUAAGAGUAAGCGGUCAGCCAGCGCGCCGCCCCCGCCUCUCCGGGCUCUUCGGGCGCAGGAGGACAUCAGGAGAUGCUUGGAUCACUUCUUCACUGCGAGGGCGAACAAAGCACUGGGGCCGAACUUGCGAGAUCCGAUAUCGGGCUACACGGGACACGUCCCCUUCCAGCGAAGUUUCACCGGCAAGAACUACUUGGCUGCAACUCGAGAGGGUCGAGAGAAGCACGAAAUGCUGAGGCUGCGACAGGAGAAGGAACUUCAGUCGACGACAUCCUCGCCUUCGCCUUUACCCAAUGUGCAUCCGCGAAUUCCCGAUCAAUUUUAUGGAGACGGCUUCAUGGCUUCUCCUACUUCGCCUGUCACGGACGCGUCCGUCGGCUGGCGCGAUUGA
This is a messenger RNA of Darwinula stevensoni, 876 nucleotides long. Lineage: Eukaryota; Metazoa; Arthropoda; Ostracoda; Podocopida; Darwinulidae. The record is from the annotation of a GenBank genome assembly.